Galendromus occidentalis (western predatory mite) is the source of this 1103-nucleotide messenger RNA. RefSeq names its product SAP30-binding protein. Gene Ontology annotation, cellular component: nucleus. Lineage: Eukaryota; Metazoa; Arthropoda; Arachnida; Mesostigmata; Phytoseiidae. The record is from RefSeq and is a predicted model, not a curated record. Bases 140 to 1051 code for a protein of 303 amino acids. The transcript has 4 exons. Gene Ontology annotation, biological process: regulation of DNA-templated transcription.
AGAUUCAUGUAAUCUUGAACAUCCACUCCGAUCGAUGAGAAAACAGCCGAAGACCGACUUCGUUCAUCGUGCCCUGAGAGAGAGAAGCUGAAAGAUCUAUCUCCCGUUCUCCUCAUUGGUCCGGAAUGCGCAAGUCAGAAUGUCCGGCCUGGCAUCGCUCACCGCGCACUAUACUGACUCGGACGACGAUGAAUCACCUCCAUCAGUCAGCCAUGGAGCGCGGCACGCGCUCGAGAGAGAUAUGCGGCGAGCUCUGAAAGCCCCGCCGGUGGCACAGCACCGCUCCCGUAAUCAUAAUCGGGUGGAAAUUACUCCGAACGGCUCCACGGGGCCCCUGGUCGCCUACGACGGCCCUGAUUCUGACGGAGAUCACAGCGAUGUGAAGAAAUACGAUGCUUCGGACGAGGAAGCGCACCCGGAUCUAGUCACCGAGCCAAUGGAUAUCGAGAAAGACCGAAUCCCCCCCGUCGGAGCUGCUCAACCCCGACCGCAUUCCCCCCGGACCCACCAUCGGCUCUUGCGGGAUCGAGGGCCGCCCGUACAGCUUCCCCCCGAGCCGACGACGAGAUGUAACGAUGAGCUACAGAAACGUAUAUCAGAGCUCUACAAUAGGAGCAAGAUCGGGGACGACCAUCUUGAGAGAAUCCAGCGGAAGAAAACGUUCAGAAACCCGUCGAUUUACGAGAAACUUCUCGUGCAUUGUGACGUCGACGAGCUGGGGAGCAAUUUCCCCUCCGAAGUCUUCGACCCUCACGCGUUUCGGAAAGAGGACUAUUACGAUGAACUCUCGCGAAGGCAAACCGAAGCGAUGCAUAGACUGGAGAAGGAGAGGAAGAAACCCGACCAGUCGAGCUCUACGAAAACAGCCAUAAAGAAGUCGAAGUGGGAUCAGGGCGGACUCGCAGCCUCCAAUACAAGAGGUGUGGCCGCUCCAGGCUUGGUCACCAUGCCGACGGGCGCGAAACCAGUCGUCAUCAGUAGACUAGGCUCUCUGCCUAAACCAAAAAACCAUGUGACUCAUGUGGGAACUUCUAUUGCCAGUCGACGGUAGCCUCCGAAUUAUUGUUGCCUGUAUAUGAUCUCUGAAUAAAUCUCUUCCCCAA